AUGCAUGUUGUGUUCGAGAACGUCAUCCAAAACUUGGUUGAGCUUUGGACAGGUGAUCACAAGGGCCUCGACGAAGGAAGUGAGGAAUACGAGCUUGAUGAAAAUGUAUGGAAGGCUGUCGGACAAGCUACGGCGGCUGCAUGCAAUACAAUCCCAUCUGCCUACAGUGCACGUCUCGGUAACAUUGCAGAGCCAGCCGAGCGUAACCAGUACACCGCUGACAUGUGGUCUUUUUGGAUGACGUAUAUUGGCCCGUCUCUCUUGGCCCGAAAAUUCAAGCACCGCAAGUACUACGAUCAUUUCGUCGAGCUCGUCCGCCUUCUCACGUUAUGCAUGCGCUUCACUCUAUCGGCAGAAGAUAUCGACGGUAUACGAGUAGGUUUUGGAGACUGGGUCACAAAGUUUGAGCAGUACUACUACCAGUACGAUCUAGCUCGGCUUGCGGUCUGUGUGCUGACGCUGCACGCACUGCUACACUUUGCGGAUAGCAUUGAGGCCGUGGGGCCACUUUGGGCAUAUUGGGCAUUUCCUAUGGAACGCUUCUGUGGCGUUGUGCAGCGUCACAUCAAAAGCCGACGCUUUCCGUUUGCGAGUAUUGACACAUUCAUCGUUGGUGUCGCUCGGUUAUCGCACCUCGGAGUGCGGUUCAACAUUGUUCAGGAGCUAGCCCUGAAGAAGCCUCCAGGAGCUCCAGUACAAGGGCAACACAUCAUUCCAGCCUAUUGCAUUCUCCUUCGCCCGCAUAAGCCGCGUGGCAUCACUAAGGAUGCAGCUCUCCUUCGACGUAUUGCCGUCCAUCUCAACACUCGCUAUGGUGUAGGAAUGGCGAUCGCUCGCAAGUAUGCAGUGCCAGCCAACAUCGAGCUUUACGGCAAGCUGCGACAUGUCAAUGGCGACACCAUGUCGGCGUCAGAUCUUGCACCUGUGCCGGAAGACCGCCGUGAUGCAACAUGGGUACGGUUUGAUGCCUUGGUAGACCGCAGCGCGAGGCGCCAAAAUGCACGAGAAGAGCUGGUUCUCACGACAUUUUAUGGCGAGUUGAAGAACAUUAUUGUCCUUCAUCUCCCUGCCACACGAGAGCUGCGUCUCGAUACUCCAACCGUGCAUGUUCUAGUUGACAUACACAGCUGCAAUGCGAACAUUGAUGGCCCACUUGAUGUUCGCAUGUUCGAGAGCAUGCAGAGCAUACUCGUGCAUGACAUCACAACGGUCCAGUGCCUUGUCGGCCGCAUCAAGCUUGUAACAGUCGGACACCCUAUAUGGGCAGUCAUUGACCGCAGUGGAUACUUAGGCGGAGCAGUCUAUGCAGGCAAUGAGGACGGGUGA
This is a messenger RNA of Phanerochaete carnosa HHB-10118-sp, 1326 nucleotides long. RefSeq lists its product as uncharacterized. The transcript is spliced from 4 exons. Bases 1 to 1326 code for a protein of 441 amino acids. Lineage: Eukaryota; Fungi; Basidiomycota; Agaricomycetes; Polyporales; Phanerochaetaceae. The record is from RefSeq and is a predicted model, not a curated record.